CUAGUUGCCUGCUGCCACCCAGCAAGCACCCACGACGACGAUCUUGAUGAAAAUCUGGCUCAAAUUACUUUUCACGACUUAAAAAUAUUUAAAAUAGCACGCUGGGAAUUCACUAAUCUCGAGAUAUUCAUACAUAAAUACAUCCACAUCUUUUAUUUGCUGCUGCUUCUGCUCCACACAUUUUCCGGUCCUGUCAACUCACGACAAAUGUAAUAGAUUACCCUUCAACUUUACUGAAAAAAACUUCCGCUUUGGAUCUAACGGCGAAAUAAAUUUAUUGUGGACAUAAUCUCAAAACUGGGUCUUUCCGAGUGGUGUAGUUUGUUGUAAGGCUGCUUAUCUGAUCGGAUAUCUAUCACUCUUUUGGUACGAAGGAGCUUGAUUUACGUAGGAUUAAAGCUUUACUUUCUCAGUUCAGUAGCUGGAUUCAUAACGUGUGGAGAUCAAGUUCUCCUGAUCUGCAUCUUCAUUUUAAUCCAAUUUCUCAUAAAUAGCGUAAUGGCAGAAGCAAGGAGUAUUAAGGUUGAAGGAACCGGACUUCGAAAUGGGGUCGCUGAGGGUCCAAAUAAGUUUGUAAUCUACGCGUCUGAAAAGCACGACGUGAGCAAAAUCCAGAUCGGAUUCGAUGGUCCGGGUCAACCAGAGUGUCGCCUCAACACGAAGAAGGACAAGAGCAUCGACGUGACCUAUACGUCCCCGGUGGCGGGAGAAUAUAAGAUUCAUGUCCGUUACGACGACAAGCCCAUCCCGGGGUCACCCUUCAAAUGCAAGAUUAUCGGGGAUGUGAAAGGUGCCGUGGACAAGGUGAAAGCCUCGGGGGACACGAAGGAGGGGAAAGUCAAUGUCAACAAUACGAUCUUGGUGGACGGGCGAGAAGUCGGAAUUCUUGGCGGCCUCUCCGGAAGUACAGAGGGGCCCUCAAAGCCCGACUUCCAAUUCAAACAAAAUGAUGACGGGACGGUGGCUGCGGUGUAUAAGCCAACGGUGGCAGGAAAUUAUAAGAUCACUUUGAAAUUUCAGCACUACAACAUCCCUGGGAGCCCUUUCACCGUAUCAGUGAAGUGAGCUGGGAAUGACUGAUCCAUGAUGCGUGUACCUAAACCACUAACAAAGACUUUUAUACAAUAUGGUAUUAAUUAUAUUCGUGACCAAUAAUAUGUAACACAAUUAAAAACAGCGGUUUAAAUUUCGCUUACAGAAUUAAUGAUGUGAUAUGUUGUAUGGAAUUGUAAUUGAAUAAAUUGGGAAAAUAAAGUAUAUAAAUUUUGAUGAGAA
Molecule: messenger RNA, 1275 nt
Organism: Folsomia candida
Lineage: Eukaryota; Metazoa; Arthropoda; Collembola; Entomobryomorpha; Isotomidae
Product: filamin-A
Exons: 4
Coding region: 499-1065 (188 amino acids)
Biological process (GO): actin cytoskeleton organization
Molecular function (GO): actin filament binding
Source: RefSeq, a predicted model, not a curated record